AUUUCGUUUAUUGUGUUAAACAUAACUCUCUCAUAAUAUUCUACAUUGAUAACAACGAUUAAAGGAGCUCUAUUUUAUUAAAUAUCAAGAGUAUUUUAUGGCAAAUACAAAAUGAUAGCCAGACCUUGGACGGAAGAUUUGCCGAAGUGUCAGAACACUUGCGUUGCGUCGUAUUUCUCUCAGAUAAGUGGAAAUGUUAACUCCACUGACGAUUACCUCUGCUUCUACUGCCAAACUGAAGACGGAUCAUGUCUUUAUGGAGUAUUUGAACCGCACAAUGGCUUGGAUGCAGCAAGAUUUAUCAUGCAACGUAUGGCAGUGGAAAUGUUGUUACCACCACCAUCUAUUAGUAAUUCAGAUGAAGAGAUACGGGAUAGACUGAGGAAUGCAUUUGUGUCUGUUGAAAAGGCUUACAUAGAGAACUAUGAUGGUAUGAUAGCUGAACGAACCUGCUUGCAAUACAGACUACAAACAUUGAACGAAACACAGAUAUCACAAAACUGUGAUAAUAUUCUGUCCCGUUUAAAAGAGAUAGAUCAACAUCUGUCAGGUGGCGCUACUGUAGUUAUAGCACUAGUACACAAUAACAAGUUAUUUGUGGCCAAUGUGGGAGAGACGAGGGCGCUACUGUGUCGCACUGAUGAUAAUUCUGUUUUGAGAGUUGUGCAACUGACUGUUGAUCAUAGUCUGAAUAAUGAAGAUGAAUUGCUACGGCUCUCGCAGUUGGGGCUGGAUGUUAAUAAGUUGAGGAAUGCUCAAUAUUUAGGUAAUCAAUCAGGUACACGUUGCCUGGGCAACUACCUAGUGAAGGGUCUGUACAAAGCCUUCCCCAACAUCGGCACAGCGGCCUCAGAGCCAGUGGUGGCUGCUCCGGAGAUACAUGGACCUAUAGCACUUGAUGAAUCUUGCAGAUUCUUAGUUCUAGUCAGUGCUGGAGUUUAUAAACGUAUACAAGAAGUUCGAGGUUGCAGUGAACAGACAAACAAACAGCUGGCACAAAUAAUAGUAGAGAAUUUCAGAAAACAAACGGAUUUCACCAAAGUCAGUCACUCAGUACUCGGAGAGAUUGAAGAUGAAUUCCUGACUUAUUGUAAUAAAAAUAACCUAACACCGAAAGCGAACACUCAUGUUACUUUGAUAAUAAGAAAUUUCAAUUUUCUACCACCUGUACCACAAAACGAUACCAUAAACUUGAGAAAUCCCGUCCAUAAACAAAACGAACGAUCAUCUGUAAGAUUCAAUCCGAUCGUACAAUCGAAAUCGAAUACACUUUUAAAUGAAAUCGAUUCGGAAAUCGAUACAUCGGGUACUAUCGAUAUAGGUACGAAUGAUAGUAAUAUCGAUACGAAUCAAUCGAAUGAUUCGGAUAUAUCGAGUUGUAGACCGUAUGAUAGGGACAGAAAGAUAAAAGGUUAUGUCGAUUUUACCUGUUAUUAUGAAAAUGUAGCUAAAGCUAGAAAAAAUGGUACAUUACCUGGUUUUAUAAAAUGA
Papilio machaon (common yellow swallowtail) is the source of this 1491-nucleotide messenger RNA. It is a transcript of the gene tab1, whose product is annotated as TGF-beta-activated kinase 1 and MAP3K7-binding protein 1. The record is from RefSeq and is a predicted model, not a curated record. Gene Ontology annotation, molecular function: protein serine/threonine phosphatase activity. Gene Ontology annotation, biological process: protein dephosphorylation. The transcript is spliced from 6 exons. Lineage: Eukaryota; Metazoa; Arthropoda; Insecta; Lepidoptera; Papilionidae. Bases 112 to 1491 code for a protein of 459 amino acids.